Messenger RNA from Pseudovirgaria hyperparasitica, 995 nucleotides. Its product is annotated as mitochondrial ATP synthase. Lineage: Eukaryota; Fungi; Ascomycota; Dothideomycetes; Acrospermales; Acrospermaceae. Gene Ontology annotation, molecular function: proton transmembrane transporter activity. The transcript is spliced from 4 exons. Gene Ontology annotation, biological process: proton motive force-driven ATP synthesis. Bases 229 to 753 code for a protein of 174 amino acids. The record is from RefSeq and is a predicted model, not a curated record.
UUCUUUGUAGGAUCACUUCGUAGGAACCAUAGGGGCGACAUCACGUCCUUAGGGCCACACACAAUUCGCGACACGUGCUUCGGUUGAGGGCGAAGUUGCGUAUGCGGCUAGAUUUAUCACGUGAUCACUAAUACUCAAUCGCGAACCCAAAUCUCUUGCAGCUCCAGAGCGACGGACAUCAUCACGACAUAGACCUCCCCCAUUCCACACAACGUGCCAGUCAUCAAAAUGGCGGUAGGACGCAGCGCAGCUCUCAAGAUCGACUGGACCAAAAUCGGUACACAGCUCGGCCUCAAGGGCGCAACCGCGUCGUCCCUCUCCGCCUUCAAGAAGCGCAAUGACGAUGCCAGACGCAAGGUGCAGGUGCUCAGCGAGCAGCCCCAGAAUGUCGAUUUCGCCUACUAUCGCUCCGUACUGAAGAACCAAACCAUUAUUGACGAAAUCGAGAAGCAAUUCAAUGGCUUCAAGCCUGCAUCCUAUGAUGUUAACAGACAAAUCAAGGCUAUUGAGUCCUUUGAGGCACAAGCUGUUAGAAGUGCAGAGGAAACAAAGGGUCUGGUCGACAAGGAGUUGAAGGACCUUGAGAAGACUCUAAAGAACAUUGAGGAUGCUCGACCUUUCGAAGACCUCACUGUGGAUGAGGUUGCUGCUGCGCGUUCCGAUAUCGACGAACGCACCGAACAGCUCGUCUCCAAAGGCAAAUGGACAGUGCCUGGCUACAAGGAGAAAUUUGGCGACCUCUCUGUCUUGUGAAACCAUCUUCGAUACCUUCUGCAGAUACAUUAUCUGUCUGCAUGUGCAUAGCCCCCUAACUCGACUGUCACAAUAGACUCUAUAACUUCAAUAUCGAAUUUAUGCAUGUGACACUGUUAUCGAUAUACUCUGAACUGGUUAGAUCGAUGGAUGUAUAUCAACAUGUGACCGUAAGCAUUCCCGGCUUCCGUCAAGUAUAUGGAAUGGGACAUUCGACUCCAGUUCGUCUACAUUAGCUUGAA